AUGAGCAGCCGACAACCACACUUUUGGUGUCACCAAUGUAAGAAGUAUAUAGAUAUAGAAAAUAGUGAGGAAUUGGUAUGUCCUGACUGUGACUCUGACUUUGUAGAGGAAGUUGAUCCAGCUGAUUAUCCACAACAACAACAACAGCAACAACAACAACAGCGUCAACAACAACAAUCGAUGCCAAACUAUACAAGUGCAGAUCAACUAUUCUCCAAUAUAUUUGGUCCUUUUACAGUGCCUAUGACUACACCUCCAACCAAUGAUAUGCCAAACAGACAAACACGACCACAACAACCAGGAUUCUCACAGACAUUCUCAUUCUCAUUCCCUAGAAAUUCUCUUGGUGGACCAGCAAGAACAACCCCCGGUGUUUCACCACCAGUACCACAAGAGUUGACAUCAAUGUUCAACUCGAUUUUCAAUCAGCCACAAAAUCAAUCACCAGCAGACUUUGAUCAAAUGAUGUUCAAUUUUAUACAAUCACUUACUGCAGGGACAGGAGUACAACCUAUGAACAUAUUUAUGGGAGGACCAGGUUAUGUUGGUAAUCCUGGUGACUAUUUCGUUGGACAAGACUGGCAAGGUCUGCUAAAUCAACUAUUCCAAGCAUCACAAAAAAAGGGAACACCACCAGCAUCAAAGGAUGAAAUUAAUAAAUUAAAAAAAGACAAAGUCAAUCAAGCUAUUGUAGACAAGAAACUCGAUUGUUCCGUUUGUAAGGAAGAGUUUGAAUUGGGACAAGACUACCUUGAGCUACCUUGCACUCAUAUAUAUCAUCCCAACUGUAUAGUACCAUGGCUAGAAAUGCAUAACAGCUGCCCAGUUUGUAGAUAUGAAUUAAAGACUGAUGAUAAAGAAUAUGAAAACGAUAGACAGAACCGUGAAGGAAACAACAACAAUAAUAAUAAUAAUAAUAAUACAUCUACUACAACAACAACAACAAACAAUUUUCAUUUAGAUUAA
Molecule: messenger RNA, 966 nt
Organism: Heterostelium album PN500
Lineage: Eukaryota; Evosea; Eumycetozoa; Acytosteliales; Acytosteliaceae
Exons: 3
Coding region: 1-966 (321 amino acids)
Biological process (GO): protein ubiquitination
Cellular component (GO): cytoplasm
Molecular function (GO): ubiquitin protein ligase activity
Source: RefSeq, a predicted model, not a curated record